Dichotomopilus funicola is the source of this 708-nucleotide messenger RNA. RefSeq lists its product as uncharacterized. Bases 1 to 708 code for a protein of 235 amino acids. NCBI's taxonomy places the organism in Eukaryota, Fungi, Ascomycota, Sordariomycetes, Sordariales, Chaetomiaceae. The transcript is spliced from 3 exons. The record is from RefSeq and is a predicted model, not a curated record.
AUGGCCUCGACGUUCAAACGCUCCGAGCUCCCCUACUAUGCUCCGGCCAAUACACUCCCCGCGCCGCUCCCCACGGUAGAGGAGAUCUUGGCCGCGACCGAGUUUGCGGGGCCGAAAAUGAGGUACGAGACGCGGAAAAUACCCGUGCUCAAGGGGUGCUAUGCGGUCAAGUACGGGCGGGACGUCACGCUCCAGGAGGGCGAAAACAUGCUGUUUAUCGAGCGCUACACCAACGUGCCCAUCCCCGCGGAGUACAUCCGUGGCCGGUUGCUACACUCGGCGUGGGGGAAACUUGCCUCCAAGGAGAAGCAGGCCAUUGCCUCGCAGCUCCGGCGUGAUAUGGAUGAAGUCCGUAACCUUCCUUCGCCGGGCUAUUAUGGUGGUAUCUGGCGGCAGCAAAACCGAGACCCGUGUGUAAUAUCCUCACGCAUUCUCUCCUUUUCUUUUCUCAUCCAACAUCCCGAGCCGAAUCUCGUCAAACCCAUGGCCACUGAGCAGGAAUGGGCCGAUACCAUGGCCAGUUGUGUCCGGGCCAGUGUCAAAAACCUCCCCGACAACUGGAACGAGCGCCGGCUGGCGAUUCUACGGCAACACUACCGUCGCGUCUUUUCCGGCCACCCUCCCGUCUUUAACCACGGCGAUUUCUCCCCAGGCAAUAUCAUCCUGCGCGAGGAUGGCAAGGGCGCCGUCAUCAUCGACUGGCAGUAG